AGCCAUGUUUGCUAAUUUGAAACCCAAAGGUUAGCGAAUACCUGUUUAUCGUUUACAUCAUCGACUCCUUCUUCAACCACAUAGUUGUUUUAUUAGAGAUCCAAAGGCACCGGUGGCCUUUGCAGUCCAAGGAUAACAAGAUGGAAGCAAAUAAUCAUUUUAACUACAGCCCCCAUUCCUCUGUUUCGGGUAACUCAGGACUGAAGAUUUCCUCAGGAGAUUCUCUCUAUACUAACGGGUCCUCAGCGAGCUUCCCCCAGCAAGGGAAAAAUUUGAACGGCGACAUGAAUGUGAAUGGCAUCACUACUGUAGUGGGCACCAGCCAGUCUGGCUCUCACCCCCCAUCCUCUUCCUCCUCUUACCCUCACAUGAGCAACCAUCAUCACCAAGCAGGUAUGGGUUAUGACUACCUGUGGGGUCAGCAUCAGUAUGGCCCAGGCAUGGGUACGGGCCCAACUCAUGGAAUGCACCAGAAACAGGGCUCACCAGGGGUCGUACAGCAACAGCAACAGCAGCAGCAGCAGCACUUCCAAGGGCAUGGACAAUAUCAGGUCAAUGGGAGCAUGGCACCAUCACGCCAGCCUCCCGGUGGUGCAGCUGCAAACCUGACGGGAACACAGUACUGGAACAGGGGUAACUCCGGACAGCAACAAGGUAGUUCGUCCAUGUCGAUGGGGUACAGCUCUCACGGCAUGUACGGUGCCUACUCAAAUCAGGUACAUCCAGGCAUGCAAUCAUCGCAGCAACAUCACUCACAGGCUCCACCCGUACAGCAAGCACAUCACCAUCUCCCUCACCACCCAAACCAACACCACCACCAGCAAUCCCAACAACAACAACAACAACAACAACAGCAGCAACAACAUUACAGCAUGGUUCCAAACGGUAUGCCCUUCUACCAGCACCAACCUCAGCAUCUAUCCCAAACUCAGACCCAGAACCAGUCGCAAACUCAGAUGAUGCCUCCCACAACCCAGAACUUCACUCCACCACGAGGGAGUCCUCAGCAUCACCACAUGGGCCGCGGGGGCACGAGCAGCCCCCUUCCUAUGAUGUCUCCAAUGAUGUCCCCCUCUGCCAUGACUGAUAGUGGUUCACCCCAAAGUCGGGAUAGGCAACUGAACGAGGCUUAUAAAGAAGUGGAUAAAGGCUACAAUGGGGUUGAGAGGCCCUCAGUCACACAGAGGUUGCCUAAGAAUGAGGGAUUCACCUCUAAACCAGCAGGUAGCAAUACGGUGCCCACCAGUGACUACUGCCAGCGUGUGCAGCACACAGGUAUUGAUGUUGAGCAGUCUGUGAAAGAGCAGCACGGCAUGGGAGCAGCAGCCAGAGACCCUUCUGUUUCCGGGUCCCCACCCUCCAUGGUUUUGCCAUUGUGUCAAGAUACAGCCGGACCCCCUCAGUUGGUUUCUGGACCUCCUCCUCUAUCUGUAUCACAUCCUCUGGCCAUCUCAGAAACUCUCUCGGUCUCUGCCGCCUCUUCGACAGCAUCUGCGCCCCCUCCAGUUGUGCCUAAGCCAGCUCUGGGGGUUGCUGCUCAACCAUCAUUGCCUGCACCUCCUGCUGUGCUCUCAACACCUCCCUUGAUGAUCCAAGGCCUAAGACCUGGCACGGUUUCUGUGCCUCCUUCGACUGUUCCGAUGCCUCAAGUGGUCUCAACUUCUCCUUCAAAGUCUGUAUCUUCUAUAAUGGGCCAAGGUUCCAGGGUUCAGUCUAUGCCCACACCUCUUCCUGUGGUUUCAGCAUCACAUUCUCAGUCUCUUCCUACAGUAUCAGCACCUGCUCCUAAGAGCUCUGUGCCUCCCCAUCUGGUGCCUGCACCUUCUCACAUAGCCUCAACAACUCCUGACAUGUCUGGUCAAGGUGCAAGAGUUCCACAGAUGUCUACACCAGCUUCCUCGGGGGCCACACCUCCUCCAACUGUGUCUGCACCUCCUCCAGUGGUUUCUGCUCCUUCCACAGCACAAGCACCUCCACAAGGGACCUUGUUGUCUCAAAACUCUAGACCUCCUCCACCUACUACUGUGGCUGAUGCCAUUUCUAAGCAGCCUCCUGCAGUUUCUGCACAUGCAGAAUCUCCACCUCCCUCUAUAGUCCCUGCUCCACCUCAUACAGUCUCUAGAACUCCUCAAAUUGUUCCAGUUCCUUCUGCCAAGACUGCUUCUUCUCAGCAUCCCUUGAUAUCUCCCGUUGUGAGUGAACCUCCCCCUGUGACCAGCACUCCAUCUCUUGUAGUCUCAGCACCUCUUGCUGCAAUAUCCACUCCUCCAAGGGCAGCAUCUGCUCCCAGUGUUGUUACUACACCGCCUCUUCUAGGUUCCACUGCAUCUAAUUUGUCAUCCCUCUCUCCUCAUGGACCAAUGGAGGAGGCAUCUCGAGAGCCUAAGACUCAGGCCUCUGACAACAAAAUCGAUUCUCCCCAGGAGAGCACCGGCAAACAGAGCAAAAGUGAUCCUCAAAGCAGAGUCAAAAGUGUAGACACCCCAUUAAAGAGGGAAUGUAGUGCAGAUUUGCAGCCUGAAACCAGCCUCAAAGGGAAAGUGCAUGUUAAGCACUCCGGGACACCUACGGUGGUUCAGCCCCCAGAGGAGGCUGUAGCAGACAUUAAACCUCUAGACAAGAAAGACACCAUUAAGGAUCAUGAAUUGCCAAAUAGGCACCAAAACGACACAUUUAACAGCACGCUUGAUUCAGAGGUAUCUGAAGAUUACUCCUCUAUGCCUGAUUCAACUCACAUUGAUAGCAUGAUGGGGGAUGGCUACAGUUCCGUGGAUGAGUCCUGUCCUGAGAACAGCUCCAUGUUUGCAGAAGGUACUACCAUGGAUGAUUCUAGGGACAGAUUAAUUGACACCCACACUGAGGAUUCUUCACUUGGAGAGGAGACCAUGGAGGACCUUUUGACCACCAGGGAUUCUAGGGAGGAGUCUUCACGUCAUCAUACUGACACUUCACAGCUGAAGGAUUCUUUAAAUGACACCACACAGAAUGAGACCUCUUUGUCAAUGAUUUCUGUAAAGGAUGUCUCCACACAGCCUGGUGAAGUUCCAGAGGAGGAGGAAGAGAGGUACGGGCAUGAUGCCCCAGACUCAGCUGCCAACAUUGGGGUUCCUACCUUACCAGUAAUGACCAGCACAAGUAUUAAACAAGUAGGAAACUUGGGCACUGUGGAGGGAGGAACCACGCAACCAAAGACGGCUGGAGUGGCAGUCUCUACGACAACAACACCACGCAAGCCUGUUGCCAAGUCAAGGAAAGCCACGCCCACUCAAAAUUCAGACAGUGUGAAGACAUCAAAGCGUAAGUCUGCAGCACCAAAAGUCCAGAAAGAGGAAAAAGUUAAAAGAAGGAAGAAAAAUGAGGAAAACCCCCCUGCUGGUGCAAAGAAAAGGAAGCUCUCUAAAAGUGCACAUGUCCCAGGGGAUGUUGCUGUGCAGCCUGCACCUCCUCCACAAAGCCCACCUCCUGUAGUAAAAGAGCCAAUACCAUUGCCAGGUGACCCAGGCUUGACCAGUAAUGGGAGUCCUCUUGUGAAGCCUAAAAAGGUGAGGAAACCCAAGGCAAAAGAAAAUUCUAUGAAGCCUCCAAAACAAGCCAAAGCUGACAUUGUCAAGGAAGCAAAAACUGAACAGGACAACGAUGAUGACGGCAGCUCCACAGCAGGAGAAACUCCAAGGAGAAGGAUUGCAACUGAGGAACAAGUCAACUUUCCCCUUUUGCAUGGCUGGAAGAGAGAGAUUCGUGUCAGGAAGAUUGAAGACCGACUGAAAGGCGAGACCUGGUACUACAGCCCUUGUGGAAGGAGGAUGAAGCAAUUCCCAGAGGUUAUUAAGUAUUUGAGGAGACACCAGGAUAAUCUGCAGGGAGUGACCAGAGAACACUUCAGCUUCAGCCCACGCAUGCCGGUUGGGGAUUUCUAUGAGGAGCGAGAGACACCAGAGGGCAUGAAGUGGUUUCUUCUAGCUAAUGAGGAGGUGCCUUCCAUGAUCAUGGCAAUUACUGGAAGGCGCGGUCGCCCACCAAACCCUGAUAAGGAGAAGCCACGCCCCCGUGCCCGUCGACCUAAAGGUACCCCUGGCCGACGCCCAGGCAGGCCGCCCAAAACCAAGAUGGUAGAUCUGCUUAGCAAAGUGGAUGCCAGAUUGCUGAAGAGGUUGGAAGCCAAGGACGCUUUGACUGAUGAGGAAAAAGAGAAACUUGUCAAGAUCAAGAAGAAAAUGAAGAGAAAGGCGAGACUGAAGAGAAAAGAAGACGCCAAAAACAAGAAAAUUCGGCAGGAGAAACGGAAAGCCAAACUAGAAAAAGCAAAGGACCAAGAGCAGCAACAACAGCAAGAGGAUCACGACGGCCAGGCUCUGGACAAGGGCGCUCCGCCGUCCCUGCCCGCUCCAGAAGCGAAAAAACCAGGCCGUAAGAAGAAAGCGCAGUGUGAGGAGGAUGCGGAGAAGCCUGCGGGAGCGGUGAAGCGCGUGGCCAGUGUGCGGAGUAAAGCCAAAGCUUUGGCCAAAGCCCAGGCAGAGGCCGAGGCCCAAGCCCAAGCCGCGUUAGCGGCAAAGAGACAAGCAGAGAGGAGGGCGCAGGCCCAGCGCCGUCUGGAGGAGAGAAAGAGACAGCAGAUGAUUCUAGAAGAGCUGAAGAAACCCACCGAGGACAUGUGUCUCACUGACCAUGCUCCUCUUCCGGAGCUGUCGCGUGUCCCGGGUGUUGUGUUGUCUGGCCUGGCUUUCUCCCACUGUCUGAGGGUGGUGGAGUUUCUGCACGGUUAUGGGAAGGUUUUAGGUCUUCAGAUACCCAAGGACGUCCCGAGCCUCAGCACCCUGCAGGAAGGCCUCCUUGGCCUUGGGGACAGCCAGAGUGAGCUCCUGGACCUGCUGAUUAAACUGGUGGAGGCUGCACUUCACGAUCCUGGACUGCCCUCAUAUUACCAGUCGGUGAAAAUCCUUGGAGAGAAGUUGGUGGAUCUGGAGCUCAGUCACAGCACCGUGUCCGAGGUUUUGCGGAUAUUUCUGGAAUCUCAUGGCUUUGAGCUGGAUGUCUGCAACAGCCUCCGCACCAAGAGCUUCCAAACGCUGAAUCCAGACAUCAAAGCCUCCAUCCUGGCCUUCCUGGUGGAGGAACUCAAUGCUAGUAAUACAGUUAUCAGGGAAAUUGACAACACACUGGAGAAUAUGACUACCUACAGGAAGAACAAGUGGGUCAUUGAAGGGAAACUGCGCAAGCUCAAAGCAGCGCUGGUGCGUAAGACUGGCCGCUCAGAGGAGGAGCUGUGUUUUGAGGAGAGGAGGCGCAGUGCUCGUGUGGGCGUGGCAGAAGAGGAGAGCAUGGAGGAGAGCAGCCUGUUGGAGAGAGGCAGUCGCCGUGUCCGCAAAGAAGAGCCCAAACUCACUGAGGCGGAGAGCCCGAACAACGCCAGCAUUCCAGAACUGGAGAGACAGAUAGAUAAGCUAACUAAGCGUCAGGUGUUUUUCCGUAAGAAGCUGCUGCAGUCCUCUCACUCUCUCAGAGCAGUGUCGCUGGGUCAGGACCGCUACCGCCGCAGGUACUGGGUCCUGCCGCACAUUGGUGGCGUGCUUGUGGAGGGGCCGGAGGAGAUCUUAGCUUCAGGUGAUGUUUUGGUGAAGGAUGAACCUGUAACCUAUAUGAAGAGAGAGGUCAAAGAGGAACAACCUCCCUCUCCAGUCGCUGCUGCUGCUCCUCCCCAAACUACACUCCCAUCAUCUCCUCCUCCUCCCACCAUCACCUCCCCCACAGAGACCGACCCCCUCCCCGGAGAGGCCUCCCUCAUGAGCAGCAGUCCACGAGGAAGGGGCCGCCCCCGAAAAAUCAAACCAGAAGUAGAGCUCCACCUGCGAACAGCCAAAAACCGCCGACGUCGACGCAGCAGCAAAUCAGGAGGCGAUGAGUCGUCCCAGGGCGCAGGAGGCGAUGGUGGAAUGCAGGAUCUCACUCAGACCGCCUUCACGGCUUGGCUCAGCCAAUCACAGGGCUCCGUGCCCAGUGGAGGGCCAACGGCAGCAUCCAGUGCAGGGGCAGGCGAGGAUUGCAGCCAGACUGAAGAUAGUAUGAAGGAGCUGGCAGAAAAACGCGGGCAGUGGUUUAACCUCCUGCCUAAAGAACCAUGCGAUGAUGCUUCGCUGUCUCAGCCAUGUGAGGCCCCGCCUACAACUGCCUCAACCAAUCAGGACGCCCCCCUGCUGCCCCCCGCUACCAACCCCUUACCUGGGCCUCCACCUGCUCUACCACAGGUCAGUGCAAAAGUCUCUCCCGUUACAUGACCUGUACCGGGCUUGAUGCCCACCCCACCCAUGUGUUCCACCCCUGUACAGAAGCCUGCCAGGCGGAGGCGGAGGGGCAGCAGAGGCAGCAGCCCGGCGAAGAUGAGAGCAGGCACAGGGAAACGCCGGGGGAGACCCCCCUCCACACUGUUCCAGGAAAUAGAACAGAAAUACUUCACUCAACUUGUGGUGAAGCCCAUCCCUCUGGAGAUGGUAAAAGGUUGGUGGUGGAUCAAAGAGCCAGAGGAGUUGACAGCCGUUCUGUCUGCGCUGCACCCGCGGGGCGUCAGAGAGAAAGUCCUACACAAACACCUCACCAAGCACAUGGAGUACCUGGCUGAGAUCUGUACACGUCCCAUGACAGACCCCAUAUUCCAGGUGAACGAGGAGAAGAGCAGCGCGUUGUUGGAGGCCAUGAAGCAGCCAUGGGAGGAGCAGCCGAGAGCUCUGCAGAUAGACAUCAUUGCACUUCAGUGGGUGGAGGACUUGGAACAGCGAGUUAUGGCAGCGGAUCUGCAGCUCAAGAUGGCUCCCCUGAGUGGACAGACUGAGUCUGAGGGUGCCAUGGAAGCAGCAAACGGGGGAUUUCAGGUGUACACUGUUCCGGAGCCUGACUCUACUCGGGAGGACCUGGAAUACUACGAGCAUGAUGUGGAUCCCAGAGAUGACUGGAUCGUGCGGACUAAGAAGGAGUGGUCGGACCUGUUACGCAUUCCCACGCACCCUGUGGACCUGGCGGUUCUGCGACUGGCAAACCUGGAGCGGAACAUAGAGCGGCGGUAUCUUAAGGAACCGCUGUGGAACCUGUCAGAAGUUGUGCGACUCGCCCCCCUCACCCCCACCCCUGGCGAAGAAACCCCCAUGGAUGUGGUGAGUUUGGAGAGUGAGAUUACGCCGCGAUUGAGAACAUGGAGACAGGCUCUGGAUCGGUGUCGCAGUGCAGCUCAGCUCUCACUCUGUCUACAGCAGUUAGAGAGAGCCAUCGCCUGGGAGAGAUCUGUCAUCAAAGUGACGUGUCAGGUGUGUCAUAAGGGUGAUAAUGACGAAUACCUGUUGCUAUGUGAUGGGUGUGAUCGUGGCUGUCACAUGUAUUGCCUGAGGCCAAAGGUCACACAGGUUCCAGAGGGCGAUUGGUUCUGCCCUAUCUGCGUUUCCAAGGCGAAUGGCGAAUCUCCUCGAGCCCAGAGGUCAGCCCGUCAGAGCUCUCGGACACGGAAGCGGCGUUUUGGCAUAUACGGUGAAGAGAGCUCAGAUGAAGAGGACACCCGGGGGCGGGGCAUGUCAACGCGUCAGAAAGAGGCCGCUUCGUCCUCCUACAGCGGAACAGGUUACUCCCCAUCCAAAAGACGCAGAAUGGCCACAAGAAACCAGGCUGACCUGGCCUACUGCGAGAUCAUUCUGAUGGAGAUGGAGGCUCACACUGACGCGUGGCCGUUUUUGGAACCCGUGAACCCCAGACUGGUGCCUGGAUACAGACGCAUCAUCAAAAACCCCAUGGACUUCCUCACAAUGAGAGAGAGGCUGCUACAGGGAGGGUACCUUAGUUGUGAGGAGUUUGCUGCUGAUGCCCAGCUUGUCUUUAACAACUGUGAGCUUUUUAACGAGGACACAUCAGAGGUGGGCAAGGCUGGCCACUCCAUGAGGCAGUUCUUUGAGAGCCGCUGGGCAGAGUUCUACGAGAACAAGGACAAAUAAGUGUUUGGCGUUGGCCAGCUGUGGAGAGGGAGAUUAGAAUGGUCCACACACGUGUGAACUUGUUGGUCUCCUCAUCACUACUAAAACUGCUUCUGGAAACUUCUCCAGUUCUACGUGUAUACAUAUAUGUACAAAUAUAUGUAUAGAUA
This is a messenger RNA of Chanos chanos (milkfish), 8116 nucleotides long. RefSeq names its product bromodomain adjacent to zinc finger domain, 2A (gene baz2a). Lineage: Eukaryota; Metazoa; Chordata; Actinopteri; Gonorynchiformes; Chanidae. Gene Ontology annotation, cellular component: rDNA heterochromatin. Gene Ontology annotation, molecular function: DNA binding; protein binding. The record is from RefSeq and is a predicted model, not a curated record. The transcript is spliced from 29 exons.